Messenger RNA from Aegilops tauschii subsp. strangulata, 696 nucleotides. RefSeq lists its product as uncharacterized. Gene Ontology annotation, molecular function: fatty acyl-CoA hydrolase activity. Lineage: Eukaryota; Viridiplantae; Streptophyta; Magnoliopsida; Poales; Poaceae. The record is from RefSeq and is a predicted model, not a curated record.
UUUUUAAGUGUAUCUACCGGUGAAAACAUAAACAAGUGUCGUAAGCGGAAUCGGGGAAGGAAACGAAGUCCGGAUCCGUUCCUCUUUCUCGGACCGGCCGAUGGCGUCGGCGUCGGCGGCGGCGGCUUUGGAGAAGGCUCGGCAGCUGCUGGAGGAGGCGGCGGCCGAGUCGCUGCCGACGGAGCAGGUGGACGCGCUGCCGUCGGGGUUCUACGACGCCUUCGUGCUCUGCGGCAUCCGCGUCCACGCCGUCGAGCCCGGCCGCCUCCUCUGCCACUUCACCGUCCCCGCCCGCCUCCUCAACUCGGGCAACUUCCUGCACGGUGGCGCCACCGCGUCGCUGGUUGACUUGGUGGGUACUGCUGUCUUCUACACCGCCGGGGCGCAAACCAGGGGCUCACCACUAGAGAUGAACAUCUCCUAUCUGGAUGCUGCAUUUUCGGAUGAAGAGAUUGAUAUCGAGGCCAAGGUUCUGCGUGCUGGAAAAGCAGUAGGAGUGGCCACUGUGGAACUGAAGAAGAAAUCUGGCAAAAUCAUCGCUCAAGCCCGCUAUUCCAAGUAUCUUGGUGCAUCUAGUAAACUGUGAAGGUGUCCUUGCGUUGUAAGCUGUAAGCCUGUAAUUGCUCUUGUUUACUUGGCAGCCCUUAUGUAAUAGAAUAAUGUUGUCUUGAAAUGGGAAAUAUGGAAAUUAGUUCA